Messenger RNA from Lobosporangium transversale, 1210 nucleotides. RefSeq lists its product as hypothetical. The coding region runs from base 141 to 1139 and encodes 332 amino acids. Gene Ontology annotation, biological process: telomere maintenance. Lineage: Eukaryota; Fungi; Mortierellomycota; Mortierellomycetes; Mortierellales; Mortierellaceae. The transcript has a single exon. The record is from RefSeq and is a predicted model, not a curated record. Gene Ontology annotation, cellular component: nucleus.
CUUAUCUUAUCUCACUUCUUUUUAUUUCUUUUGUUAAGCGUAUUUCACUUCUUUUCUCUUGCCUUCUUCAUCUUCAACAUCACUCUUUUUUUCAAACAGACCCCUUGUUCCUCUUCAUACACACAUAUCUCCUCUACACCAUGAGCGCAUCCACUAAUAUGAAAAGGAAAGCGGAAAAUACGGCGCUUGAGCAAGCAGCCGCCUCUAAGUGUCGCCGGCUGCCAGUGGCCUGUAGCACUUCCCACAAUGCAGCAGAGUCAGGUCCAUCAACAAGCAAGAAGAGGAAGGCCGAGGAUGUGGCACUGGAGCAGCCAGCCACUCCAGCAAAGCGCGUCGUCUUCACUUUCCAAGAGCCAAGGGAAGUGUCGACUGCCAAGUUAAAAGGCAUCCUCAAGUCGUCGGCUCCGGUACGCAUCCUAAGCUGGGAGCGUAUGCUUGACCACCCAGAGGUGAAGAACCCUCACAUGGUCAGAAGCAGAGGUGACAGCUACCCAGAGGGCCCAGUCUCUGUGGAGAGAGCCUUGGCGCUAUUGGGGGCCAGGGACACGCGGUCGCGCUUUUCGGCCUACCAGUUAUUGAGUAUUUACCUCAAAGAGGGCCGUGGGGAGCUUCUGCAGCAAGAGUCGGUGCGGGCUUUUGCUCAGUAUUUCGUGAGGGACUUGGAUUCAAACAACCACCCAAGUCUGAUCCAGGCAGCGCUCAAGUGCACAAGCCACUUCCUUUCUAACCAGUCGAUCGCUGUCAUGUUCACUCAAGGAGAGGUCCAGCACAUGAUGAUGCGGAUCCUGCAUCUGGUCAACACAACAAAUGAGGCACGCACUUGCCAUUUGGCUGUCUGGAUCCUUGCAUCUAAUGAAAUCCCUUCAAGGUGGCUGCUCCCGUUCCUCUUACAGAUGAUUCAAGCGCUCACGAGCAAUCUAGACUCCCGCUUUGAGGCAUCGAGUAUCACUAGUGGAUGCCUAGACGGUAUAUCUACCGUGUUUGCGCGGUUCCCGAAUGAGGCAGUAGCAACAACCCAGACUUGGUUCAAACCCGUGCUCACAAAGUCAAAAUCGACCAUUCCUCGCAUUCAGUCAAAGGCAUUGAGGCUGAUGAGGAUGGCGAUCCUCGCUCCUCGACCAAAUGGUGUCUCGAUGUAAUGAUGCCUCUUCGACUGGUCAACACCUCCUUGCUCAAAUGACCAGAAUGUCCUCUCGACCGAACAGAGUGC